AUGCCACCAAAGAAAAAACAAGGACAGCCAUCUGACAAGAACAAGGCCAAAGCUAAGGCUAAGUCUGCGGAAGACAAGGCAUUUGGUAUGAAAAAUAAAAACAAGUCAAAGAAAGUACAACAACAGAUAAAUCAAUUACAAGCAGGUGUAGAUGGAGGAUUAGCAAAAAGGAAAGAAGCAGAAGCAAAGCGUAAAGCAGAAGAGAAGAAAGCAGCAGAGGAAGCCAAAAGAGAAGCUGCCAAAUUAUUCGGAAUACAACAACAAAAAGUACCAUUUGGAGUGGAUCCUAAAUCAAUAUUUUGUGAAUUUUUCAAACAAGGCGUUUGUACUAAAGGAAAUAAAUGUAAAUUUAGUCAUGAUCCAAAUGUAGGAAGAAAAGAUGUGAAAAAAGAUUUAUACACAGAUGCCAGAGAUGAAAAGGAACAAGAUACUAUGGAUACUUGGGAUGAGGAUAAAUUAAGAAGUGUCAUUUUAUCAAAACAUGGUAACCCUAAAACUACUACUGAUAAAGUUUGUAAAUAUUUUAUUGAUGCAGUAGAGAAUGGGAAAUAUGGAUGGUUUUGGGUUUGUCCGAAUGGUGGUAACGAGUGUAAAUAUAAACAUUCAUUACCUCCAGGAUUCGUAUUGAAAACUAAAGAACAAAAAAGACUUGAGAAACUAGCGGCAGAAAAUGAACCAAAAAUAACACUAGAAGAGUUCUUAGAAUUAGAGAGAAGCAAAUUAGAUAAAACUUCUUUCACACCAAUAAAUAUGGAUACAUUUAAAAAAUGGAAAAUAGAUCAAAAACUAAAGAAAGAAAAUCAAAAACAAGAAGAUGAAAAGAAAUCUGGUAGAAGACCAUUAACAGGCAGACAAGUGAUAUUAGAGAAAUUUUCAAACAAAUAUUACACAGAAGAAGAUGACGGAGACGAAUCUUGGGAUUUAUCACAGUUCAAAAGUAGUCUACCGGAUGAUAGUACUGAAACAUUUAAGGACUAUGGUGAUGGAGAUAAUGUACAAGAGUACUACCAAGCCGAAGAAGAAAAGCAAAAUAAUAUUGAAGGUCAGACUCAUAUAGAUGAAAAUGGAGAGUCGAAUGGAACGCAUAAUGACGGUGAUGAUACCAAUGGCAGUGUCGAGAACAACGGUACUUAG
Molecule: messenger RNA, 1134 nt
Organism: Lodderomyces pseudojiufengensis
Lineage: Eukaryota; Fungi; Ascomycota; Pichiomycetes; Serinales; Debaryomycetaceae
Exons: 1
Coding region: 1-1134 (377 amino acids)
Biological process (GO): cytoplasmic translation
Cellular component (GO): cytosol
Molecular function (GO): metal ion binding; mRNA binding
Source: RefSeq, a predicted model, not a curated record